Messenger RNA from Hymenoscyphus albidus, 2825 nucleotides. NCBI's taxonomy places the organism in Eukaryota, Fungi, Ascomycota, Leotiomycetes, Helotiales, Helotiaceae. The record is from the annotation of a GenBank genome assembly.
CCGAAGACGACGAGAACGCGACGUCGCGGAUUGCAAUUGCAUUAUCACUACUUGACAGAGAUACAACAUUUCUAAAUACCGCAUAUUGACAGGGAAACAUUAAAACCGCAAACGGUGAAAGGACGCAGUAAUGUCGAAAGCUGGUGGGGUAAAGGGUGCCGCGGGUGCGAAUGGAAAAGGGAAAAAGGGUGGUAAUGGAGGAGGAGGGAAAAAAGAAGACGAGAGAGAGGAGAGGCUGCAGGCUGUUGUAUGUUUUCUCUCUUAACCCGUCUUGUUGUUCUUUGGGGGGCCUCUGGACUGGCAAUUGGCGAGGGAGCCGUUUGAGGUGUGCGAGAGGGGCAGAGAGUGUGAGCUUGAAGGGGGAUUCAGAGUGGGGAUGUUCAGAGAUGGCGAGGGAGGGGGGGAGGAGCAAUCGAGUGAGCGAGAGAGGAAACAUGUAUGCUAACAAUGGAAUAGGUACUAGCCGACUCUUUUGAGACGAGGUUUAACCCUUUCACUUUGGAGAGACCUAGGGUGAGAAUACCUACGAAUGUUUUUAUGGGCAGGCCACGAAACGAAUGUACUGAGACUUAUCCGGUUUCUUGAAAGCGCUCCCGUCAUGGGGCUCAUACACGUUCGCCUGGCGCAUAGGAGAAUUGAAAGGAUAGCUACACAUAUCAGGAGCUAACAAUUGUGAAUAGUGCCUCCUUCCACUAGCAAAUACACCUUUAAUCGAGUAUACCCUCGAGUUCCUCGCAAUGUCAGGAGUGGCAGACAUAUACAUCUACUGCGGCGCUCACACCGAGGAAGUCGAAAAGUACAUCCACGCCUCGAAAUGGUAUCCUCUCAAAUCGGCCGCCUCACCUUUCAACUCGCUCGAAAUCGUCAAGACGACAGCCCGCUCUGUGGGCGACGCUCUACGAGAUCUUGACGGACGGGAUUUGAUCACGGGCGACUUUUUACUUGUGCAUGGUGAUUUGGUCUCGAAUUUACCGAUUGAUGCCGCACUUGCGGCUCAUCGAGCCAGGAGAAUUGCAGAUAAAAACGCGAUUAUGACGAUGAUAUUGAGAACUGGAGGCCUGGAGGAACAUCGUACCAAGAGUAAAGGUAUCACGCCUGUUUUUGUGAUCGAUCCAACCCAGAACCGAUGUAUACAUUACGAGGAAAUGAAUCCUUUGCAAGCGAACAAAUACGUUAAUCUCGACCCGGAUCUACUAAAGGAGCAUACUGAGAUGGAGAUCCGAACCGAUUUGAUUGAUUGUGGGAUCGAUAUUUGCACGCCUGAUGUUUUGGCUUUAUGGGCAGAGAGUUUCGACUAUGAGGUCCCCAGGCGUCAUUUUUUGCAUGGUGUUUUGAAGGAUUAUGAGCUGAAUGGGAAGACGCUGCAUACCGAAAUUGUGGGAGAUCACUACGCAGCUAGGGCUUGUAACCUCCAGGCUUAUGAGGCGGUUUGCAAGGAUGUGUUGGCGCGGUGGACGUACCCACUUGUUCCGGACAGUAAUCUGCUUGCGGGACAGAGUUAUAAGUAUGAGAGAGGCGGUUUAUGUAAGGAGAAUGGUGUUGUGUUGGCAAGAACUUGCAAGGCGGGGAAGAAAACCAUUCUAGGGAAGGAUACUAGUAUUGGGGAUGGGAGUCUGGUUUCAAACAGUAUCAUUGGGAGAAGGUGUAAUAUUGGAAAGAACGUCACCAUUAAUAAUGCUUACAUCUGGGAUGAUGUUAGUAUCGGGGAUGGGUCGACAGUUGAUAGGGCCAUCAUUGCCAAUGAGGCAGCUAUUGGCAAGAGUUGUACGAUCCAGGCUGGAGCUCUCGUGUCGUACCGAGUCAAAAUCGACGAUAAUGCUCAAAUAGCACCUGGCUCACGCAUCACCCGAGCAAAGAGGAAACUCAACAACAGCCCGGAAGACGCCAAAGCUACUGAAGAAGUUCCCUCAGAACCAAGUCUCGUCGGCGCCGAAGGACAAGGUUACCUCUUCGAAGACGAAGAUGAAUUCUCCGAUGACGAGGAAGCCGCCUUCCACUCAACCCUCAUCUACAGUACCGCCCACCUCAACAUCUCCUCAGAAUCCAUCUCUACCCUCUCUUCCGAAGUCAGUGAGCCGCCACCAACAAACUCCCGCUCACGUCUCUCCUCGUUCGCGGGCUCUAUCUCUGAUGAUGGCGAAGGCGGAACCUCAAACGAAGGUUUCCAUCAUGACGCUGUAGACGGUCUCCUUACAGCCCUGAAGGAAAAUAGUUCUUUGGAAGAUGGAGAGAGUUCAAAACUCGAGUUUACUGGUCUUAGAUUAGCGCACGAUGCUACGGAUCAUCAGAUCAGAAGAGCUAUCGCUGUUGCAUUCUCAAAGAGAAUUUGUCAGCUUGUUGAUGAGGGAACGGAUGUUAGCAAAGCUUGUGUAAAAACCUUCGGUGUUACAGGUGCGGAGAGAUUCUUAAAAACUGUUGCUGUGAGUGGGAAUGCCGAGGCAGAUCAGGUGGAUUUCCUUGCAUGCUUGGAGAAAGAUCUUGGGCACAGGGCAAAGGGAGAUGCGGUUCUUGCGGGGAUAUGUCAAAGACUUUAUCAGAUGGAUGUUGUGGAGGAGGAGGCAGUUUUAAGGUGGUGGGAGGAGGGAGGUGGGGAGGAAGGAUCAAAGGGCGAGAAUGAGAAGAAGGAGGGUGAGGGUGAGGUCAUGAAUGUCAGAGGAAAAACGGGGGUUUUUAUCGAGUGGCUUGAGAAGGCGGAGGAAGAGAGUGAGGAGGAUGAGAGUGAGUAGAUAUGCUGUUGGUCUUGAGAAUUGUGAUGUUAGGAAGUGGCUAGAUGGCUGCUAUAUAGUGGUGAGCAUGAGAAUGAGAAUACAAAAGUAAAAUCAACG